AAAUAAUUAAUGAACAACAAUAAAUUGAAUCUCUUAGAUGUUUUAAGAAAGAAAAGAUAAGAAUAAUAAAGUGAGUAAGUUCCAAGAACUCCUCCAAUAAUAAAAUAAAAAUCGAAGGAAGAAAUACGAAAAUAUUUAGUAUAAAAUCCAAAGACAAACUUAAUAAGUCUUUUCAAAAAGAAGAGAGAGGAUGAUAAUACACCUUGUACUCGUUAAAAACUGUUGAAAUAUUAUGAUAGUUAAGGUAGAAGUUCUAUUUUGUCACCAAUUUGUGCAACUAAUCAUGUUCCAUAAAAGAGUGUAUCAGAUGAGAGUACAAAUGCUUUAUAGGUAUGAUAUGAAUUAAAAAAGGACAGAUAACAAUACCAAAGAGAAUGUCAUUAGUAUCUCCAAGAUUAUAACAUUUAAAUUCAUAAACAUCAAUACUGGAAUCACCAAAUGAGAUAGAGAGUUUUUUAGUAUAAGGAUCUAAUGCAUCAAAAUUAGAUUUGGAUGAACAUUUUUUAAGAAUUGAGAAUGUAGAUAAUCCAAGAAUAAUGAGAUCAUAAUCAUAAUGUUAGGAUGAAGCAUAAUAAACAAUGAUACCAAAUACUUUAAGUGUUCCAAUGGGUAAAGGACCAAGGAGAUUAUAAUCAUUUUCAGUAGGUGAUCCAUUUAGAAAUGUUAUAAAUGCAGCCGAAUAGAGAAGAUCUGUUAGAUUAAUGAGAGGACUAAGUGGAAUUCAUUAACCAAAAGAAACAUAAAUAUUAGAGAGAUCUAGAGAUGAAGCUGGAAGAAAGAAAAUGAACAAUUUUGUAAUAUUACAUGAAUUAGGUAGAGGUGCUUUUGGAAAAGUACGUUUAAUUUACAAUGAAAUUGAUUAAUAAUAUUAUGCAAUGAAGAUAGCAGAUAAAAAUAAAUUAAAAAGAAAAUUAUUAACAAAAGAGACAUCAGCAUAUUCAUUAUUAGAACAAGAAGUAGCUAUAUUAAAAAAAGUUGAUCAUUAAAAUAUCGUUAGAUUAGUAGAAGUUAUUGAUGAUCCAGAAGAGAGGAAAUUGUAUCUAAUUAUGGAAUAUGUUAAAAAAGGAUCUAUCAAUUCAAAAUAGUAUUGGAAAUCUGAAGGUGUUAAUAUUGAUUGGGAUGAAGGAGAAAAACCACCAAAAAUUAGUUGUGAAAAGAUAAGAAAAUAUCUUAGACAUUUUCUUCUUGGAUUAGAUUAUCGUAAAAAUAAACAAUUAUCUAUUAAGUACAUAACUUUGCAAGAAUACUGCAUAGAGAUAUUAAACCAGAUAAUUUAUUAAUUGAUGAGUUUGACAAUUUGAAAAUAGCUGAUUUUGGAGUUGCCUAAAUGUAUGAUAGUUCAUCUGCAGAUUUGAUCUAGGGUGAUGUUGGAACUAAAGCAUUUUUACCUCCUGAAGCAUUUAAGACAUCUUAAGUAAAAGGAAAACCAGCAGAUAUAUGGGCUACAGGCAUUACAUUUUUUAUACUCACUUAAGGACAACAUCCUUUUCCUGCUAAAAAUGUAUAAUAACUUAAAGAAGCUGUUUCUAAUCAUGAACUUAAGUUCUUUGAAGGAACUGAUCCUGAUCUUGCCGACUUUUUGACUUGUUGUCUAAAAAAGGAUUCAAGAUAACGUCAUACACUUGAAUAACUUAUGGUAUACAUAUUAUUUACUAUUUAUUUAAUAGGAUCAUCCAUUCAUUACACUUAAUGGCGAAGAACCAUUGAUUGAACAAGAAUUUUCAGAUGAGAAUUUCUUCAUCUCAGAAAAUGAAAUUAGUAAAGCACUCUCUAAAGUUACUAUUAGAGCUACUGUGAGAGUCUUUGCUAAACUUAGAUAAAAACUUAAUUAGUCUAGAUAAAGGAUUAAAAAAUAGUAAUGA
Molecule: messenger RNA, 1862 nt
Organism: Paramecium sonneborni
Lineage: Eukaryota; Ciliophora; Oligohymenophorea; Peniculida; Parameciidae
Source: the annotation of a GenBank genome assembly